Messenger RNA from Bacillus rossius redtenbacheri, 2495 nucleotides. RefSeq names its product solute carrier family 25 member 35-like. The transcript has 7 exons. The record is from RefSeq and is a predicted model, not a curated record. Lineage: Eukaryota; Metazoa; Arthropoda; Insecta; Phasmatodea; Bacillidae. The coding region runs from base 745 to 2082 and encodes 445 amino acids.
UUUUGUUAUAUUAAUUUAAUUUUAAAGUUGUAGUUUGACAUAAAAAAAAUUAAAUGCUUUAGUUAUGAUAUAAAUUUUACUGUAUUGAAACUGGCCAAAUCCGCCUGUUAUGAUUCAUUUUUAACAGCUGCAGUGGCAAAUUGACUCUAAUUGGCACAAUCAUUUUGUAUUGCGCAGUUUUCCCCGCUGGUCUACAUACAAAUGUAGUUGAUGUUUGCAAGGCAAUGCAUCUGUGAAUAUGAAUGUCCCUCAGAAUUUUUCAAAAUAUUAUGCUUUUGUGAACAUAAUUAAGACCAUAUUAGUUUUUUACGGUUUUGUUAUAUUAAUUUAAUUUUAAAGUUGUAGUUUGACAUAAAAAAAAUUAAAUGCUUUAGUUAUGAUAUAAAUUUUACUGUAUUGAAACUGGCCAAAUCCGCCUGUUAUGAUUCAUGUUUAACAACUGCAGUGGCAAAUUGACUCUAAUUGGCACAAUCAUUUUGUAUUGCGCAGUUUUCCCCGCUGGUCUACAUACAAGUGGUGUAGUUGAUGUUUGCAAGGCAAUGCAUCUGUUGAUCUUCAGCGAGUACGAAGGUGAAGGUCUAUAAUGAUUACGCAAACGAAACGGACGUUAGACAGUUUCGUCGCCAGUUGCGUCAGGUGUUAGUACUUAUCACAAAAGACCUGUUGACUUCGCGAUACACGCAUCAAGGCCGCGGGCGCAAGUAUGUGCGGUGCUAGGUGCGACACUGUUAGCGUUGUUCAACCAUGGAGUUCGUGACCGGUGGCGCGGCGUCCCUGGGCGCCACGGUGUUCACCAACCCUCUGGAGGUGGUCAAGACCCGGCUGCAGCUGCAGGGGGAGCUGCGGGCCAGAGGGAUGUACGCCGUGCACUACCGGGGGUUCUUCCACGCCUUCUACGCCGUGGCGAAGGCAGACGGACUGCUGGCCCUGCAGAAGGGCUUGGUGCCGGGGCUGUGGUUCCAGCUCGCGCUCAACGGCACGCGGCUGGGGAUGUACCAGGUCGCUGACAACAAGGGGUUGACUCGCAACGAAGCUGGGCGGGUGUCUGUCCCGAAAUCCGCACUGACGGGUGCUGUUGCUGGCUGCUUUGGGGCAUUUGUUGGAAGCCCAUUUUAUCUAGUGAAGACUCACCUGCAGGCCCGAGCAGCCGGCGCCGUGGCGGUCGGCUUCCAGCACAGGCACGCCAACAUGGUGCAGGGGCUCCGGGAGAUCUACGGGCAGCACAGCGUGCUGGGGCUGUGGAGGGGGGCCGUGGCGGCCAUGUACCGCGUCUCCGUGGGCUCCACCGUGCAGCUCGCCGUGUUGAGCUUCUCCAAGCAGUGGCUCGAAGGAUACACGGUAUUCAGAGAAUAUGUGCUGUUGAAAACAUCGGCAGCUAGCUUAGCGAGUGGUACAUCAAUGACUGUCUUCAUGACACCCUUUGAUGUUGUAUCAACACGUAUGUACAAUCAAGGGGUGGAUGCGGAGGGCCGAGGACUGCUCUACAAGAGCGUGGGAGACUGCUUCGUGAAGAUCUGGCGCAGCGAGGGCCUCCACGGCCUCUACAAGGGCUUCGUGCCGAGCUGCGCCCGCGUCGUCCCGCACUCCGUGCUCAGCUUGGUGUUCUGGGACGCGCUCAAAGACCUGGAGAAGAGCGUUCGCCGCUCCUAUGGCGGACAAAAAAUGUCACAUUCCAGGGGGCAGGCAUGCAGGAAGGUAGCGACUGGGGUUGAUGACAGCAGCAACGCGAAGACUCGUCAUAAACACCUAGACAGAAUGGAUGUGCUGCCGUAUAUUCUUUGCAGCGAUCAGGUACCAGAGCUCCUGAGGUUCUCAAGGCAGGGUGAUCCCGCAAUGGUUGUCCACUGCCUUCCACAGCUUAAAGGUGAGCCGUUGCCUGGAUGGAGACAGCCGUGCUACCGCCUGGCCGUGCCCAGGACUCCACACGGGGCGUGCUUCCCAGGGGAAUGUAGCCCCGGACUCGUGUUUCCCGGCCCCAGCAGGGCGACGGCUGCCACGGAAAUUAUAACAACUAUGACAAUAACUUCAACAGUGAUUUCGACGAAAAUUACUGAGCAGCCUUGCAGUGCUACGCCAUGUUAAGGUGUUCAGACACCAGUGUGCAAUUCUGAAUGGAGAUAUUGUAAGAAUGUCGAUUGUACAUAACCUCGCAGUUUUGUCAUCCUUGAAAAUAACUUUUUUUUUUUAAAUUAAAAAAAAAUUGUAUUACAAAAAUAUUGAAACAGUGUUAUUUAUUUUUAAGCACUUACCAACAUUUUUUUUGUCAAAGCCAUGUCCAAAUAAACAUACACAAAUUCUUGUGACAAACAACUUCCUAAAAGGUAAUUAAUAAUUUAGUGUGGUUUUAAUAAUAAUUUUCUAAUGUACACUCUGCUUAUAUAACUUGUGAGUUGUAUUUUAAUGUAAAAUUAUUUAAGAACAUAUUUAUAGACUGUUACUGUUCAUUAUAAAAUGUAAAAGGAAGUCGUGUAAAAUAAAGGAAAUUACUUAAUGCA